This is a messenger RNA of Carica papaya (papaya), 720 nucleotides long. RefSeq lists its product as uncharacterized. NCBI's taxonomy places the organism in Eukaryota, Viridiplantae, Streptophyta, Magnoliopsida, Brassicales, Caricaceae. The record is from RefSeq and is a predicted model, not a curated record.
CCUCCCCCAAACCACCUACUUCAUUUUAAGUACUCUCUGGAUUACCCAUUUUUCUUCAUCCAAUUUCUGCAUUUUGAACUUACAGAUCUCAUCGACGGCCAGACUUCACUUUGAAUUCAAACCAAAAUGCGCCCAAGGGUGGAGAUGAGAAACAAAGAAGAGAAUGAUGGCUCUGUCUUUCUCAGUUUCAUUGAAGCAGUAACAGGGAAAGCUCUCUCUUCCCAAGUUAAAGAGCACUCAAGUGGAUCCUUAACUUCAAUUAAGAGACCCACAGAGAUUUAUGUCCCAAAUAUACCAAACCAUUCUCUUAAUUCUGCAUCCAAUGAAGUACAAAACGAUAAGAAACAAAUAAAUCAGUACGAUAACAAGUUAGACGGUAGAGCUAAUUUUGUUUUCCGACCAAGGGCAAUUCUGUCUAGCCCAGAUAACGAUAGAGUCAUCGGUUGUAGAAACAAAGUAAGUAGUGAAAAAUCUUUGGCUCCAAAUAAACAUAAUUUUAGAGAAGAGAAAGAAAUGAAGACAGAAGUUAUUACCACGAAGAUUAAAUCUUCGACUUCAAAAAUAUUGCCUUCAAAUGUAAUAAAAAACUAUAAUUUGAAAAAACAAGAGAUUUUGCCAAAUAGAACUUGUCGAGUUCGAAUCAAUGGUUCCACUACAACAAGAAAAAUUUAAGUAAAAAAUGUAAUAGUACUUGCUUUUACUUUGUUGAAAUUUCAUCAA